Mangifera indica (mango) is the source of this 2017-nucleotide messenger RNA. RefSeq names its product protein RFT1 homolog. The transcript has 14 exons. Bases 100 to 1668 code for a protein of 522 amino acids. Gene Ontology annotation, cellular component: endoplasmic reticulum membrane. NCBI's taxonomy places the organism in Eukaryota, Viridiplantae, Streptophyta, Magnoliopsida, Sapindales, Anacardiaceae. Gene Ontology annotation, biological process: dolichol-linked oligosaccharide biosynthetic process; glycolipid translocation. The record is from RefSeq and is a predicted model, not a curated record.
UUGUAAUUGCUCAGUUAAAGCCGAGGGAGCUACCUAACAUUUACCAUUCUAUUUAUUUAUACUGCAAUUGAAAAUCAAAUUGCUGCAGUCCAAUUCGACAUGUCUAAGGCUUCAGCCUCAGCAGAUGAUUCAACAAAUUUCUCUCGUACAUUCAAAUACUUAUUAGCUACGCAGUUCCUGUCAAGGGGAAUUCCAUUUAUAUUCAAUUCAUGGAUCGUCCGGCACCUUACUGCAGAGGCUUACGCUCUAUACGCAGUUCAGUUCCAUCUUUUCGUCACCUGCGUCUUGUUUCUCAGUCGCGAGGGAUUCCGGCGAGCCUGCCUGCGUGCUGACAUUAAGUGGGAUGGUACCUCAAGAGAAGCCAAUGCUGCAAAACUGUUGAAAGUGGCAUGGUUAACUCUUCCUCUUGGCAUAUUAAUCACAAUUGCUGCGUGUUCUCUGGUCUUUUGGUGGCAAGGGUUAAGUUAUUCAAAUCCAUAUGCGCAAGCUAUCUUGAUUAAUGGUUGUGCAUGCAUAUUGGAACUAUUUGCAGAACCUUUAUAUAUCCUUUCUCAAAACUUGCUUCUUCUCAAACUCCGGUUAAUGGUUGAAACUGUGGCAACACUUACACGUUGUGUGACUAUGUACAUUCUCAUUGUCAGGCAGGUUGACAUGGAGAAGGAGAUUAUUUUUGCAUUGUCACAAGUUGCAUAUGGCGCUUGCUUGUUCCUAGGUUACUGGGGCUAUUUUCUUCUUUCUCAUGCAUUUAGAACUUCUGAGCUUUUUCCUUUCAGGUUAGGAAAUAUGAUGAGUUAUGAUCGACAGCUCUCAAACAUGUGUACGCUGUUUACACUUCAAUCCUUUCGAAAGCUGCUCCUUCAAGAGGGAGAAAAGAUGGUCCUUGUAUGGUUGGAUACACCAUAUAAUCAGGCUGUAUAUGGACUUGUAGAUAAAUUAGGGAGCUUAGUGGUGAGAAUGGUGUUUCUUCCUUUCGAAGAAAGUUCAUAUGCUACAUUUGCCAGGUCUGCAUCAGGACAAGACCAGAAAAGCAAAAAAAUUGGUAGUAGCCUUACAGAGGCCCUGAAGCUUGUUCUGUUAAUUGGUCUUAUAUUCAUGGCAUUUGGGCCAAGCUACUCAUACUCUCUCAUCAGAUUAUUGUAUGGUCAGAAUUGGAGUGAUGGAGAAGCAUCAGUAGCUCUUAAAUACUACUGCCUAUAUAUUAUUAUUUUGGCUAUGAAUGGAACUUCUGAAGCAUUUCUACAUGCAGUUGCCACAGAGGACCAAAUCAAACGGUCAAAUGAUUCAUUGCUUGUAUUUUCUGUGAUAUACAUUAUUUCCAAUGUCCUAUUAAUACAGGCGGCUGGUGCAGUUGGAUUAAUUCUGGCAAAUUCUUUAAAUAUGUCUCUGAGGAUUAUGUACUCUGCAGUAUUUAUCAGGCAUUAUUUCCAGGAUUCUACCUUGUUUUCCUUCCGCAGCUGCUUGCCUUCAGGUUGGCCGAUUCUGUUGCUUUCAGGUGUAAUUACUCUCCUUUCUGAGAAAAUAUUUCUGGACCGGCAAAAUUUCUGGCCAACCUUCUUAAUUCAUUUUUCCAUCGGGCUUACUUGCUUCUGCAUCUCAUCCAUUGUAAUCUAUCAUGGUGAGAGGACUUUUAUCAACAAAAUUAUCCGAUUCCGUGAUCACCUGGACUGAAGAAUUCAGAAAGCUCUUCAUAUUUAUAUAUAUACAUUACAGAAUGACUUGUGAAUCAUCCAGUCCCAGGAAAACAAGGCAGGUAAGAGCCAUUAUUUUUUUCCCCCGAACUUAUCAAACAGCUUAGUGAAGGAAUAAGAGAGCCGGUGUUUCGGUAAACUUUACUCUUCCAGAAAUUCAACUUGUUUGGGACUGGUAAGAACUAGAAAAUAGAUAAAAUGAAUAGCAUAUUGACCUCUUUCAUGCCACCUGACAAUAUUGCUUUUGUGAUUCUAACAAUAUCGUGAGUUCAGUAUCUUAAUAGGAUUUUGUCCUAUGAUUAUGAACAGUGAUUCAGACCUUUUUUUCA